CAAUGAAAAUAGCCACCAUGUGUUUUGGUCAUGUGACCACGCUACGUGCUCAACCCGACGUGCGUGACGUCGGGUUGUAGGCUUCGCCAGUUUCCUCAAACCAAACACUGAACUGAUAAUUGUGUGAUAAAAAAAAACUGGAAGUCAGCCGGUGGACGAGGGGUUUAUUUAUUCUUUAAAAAAAAACACACGAACCGAGCGGCCCUCGUCGUUGUAAACAAACUUAGUCGUUUGUGGCCUGAAAGUGGUCCUGUUAGUGAGGAAGACGGCGAGGGAACAAAACAAUCACCAAACCCCACCAAAGGUUUGCUUUUUAUUUUUGCUGUGGCUGUCGAAAGGCGGGGAAUACAAAGCGACUUGUGGUCAAAUACAUUACAUUUUGGACUCAUUCAAGCAAAAACGGGAUUACUACAAAGCCAGUCGGUGCUGCUGUGCCUGGUCAGCCGUAGUACAUGGAUUAUCUGUGUUUCCGGGCACUGUGCUGUAAAGGACCUCCACCACCAAGACCAGAGUAUGAUGUGGUGUGCAUUGGCCUGACAGGUGCUGGAAAGACCAGCCUGCUCUCACGCCUAUGUAGUGAGGGCAGCGACGGCAUCGUACCUACAACAGGUUUCAGCAUCAAAGCAGUGCCCUUUCCAAAUGCCAUCUUGAAUGUAAAAGAACUUGGAGGAGCUGACAAUAUCAAGAAAUAUUGGAGUCGUUACUACCAGGGAUCACAGGGUGUAGUCUUUGUAUUGGACAGCGCUUCAUCAGAUGAGGACCUUGAGGCAGCACGUAACGAGCUCCACUCAGCCCUGCAGCACCCACAGCUCUGUACACUACCUUUCCUCAUCCUCGCCAACCACCAGGACAAGCCUGCUGCAAGGACACCAAACCAGGUCAAGAAGUACUUUGAGCUGGAGCCACUUGCUAGAGGGAAGCGGUGGAUCCUGGAGGGCAGCACUGCUGACAACAUGGAGGCAGUGAAGGAGAUCUUUGGUCAAUUCAUUAGCCUGUUGGAGGACAAAGACACAGAGCCUGCAAGGAUAUGAUGCUAACGCUGCUAAUGCUAAAGAGACAUCAGCGGCUGACGACGAAGAAACGCCACAUCCUGCUGGUGCCCAUGUACACACACUCAUGCACAGACACAAACACACGAGAAAAUACCGCAGCUGUUGUCCUCUCUCUUUGAGAAGUGUGUUGUCAUUGUAUGUUAUCCUCCCUUCACUGCACACGCUCUCGUUUUUCAAAAUUGUAAGAGUGUGCACAAGCAACGGUCAGCCACUACAACCUGACAGAGGAGAGCUGCCAUUAAACCCACCUGAUGUAACGCAGAUUGUCAAGAAAAAUCAUCGAACUUUGCCAGAAAUGGAAAUCUUGUUUACUACUGUCUGUGCCAUUGUGAUUAAAUCAGUGGCAUGUGGGACAUUUGGCAUUCCUUCAGUCAUGAUUGGACACUAACACACACACACACACACACACACACACACACAAAGUGGAGCCCAGGUUGUCUGUAGAUAUGUUUAACAUCUCUAGUAAUUACUUUACAGGAUGUUUGGGUGGGCACUGUUGAUGUUCUUUCUGAGAAGUACUGUAUGACUGUCAAGUGUGCUUCUCCUUUUGACUCGGUAACAACAAAUGUCGUUGUGUGAUUGAAGUGCUUAGUCCAAAGCCUUGUGUUAUGUACGGUAGUUACAUAUCGGUGUGUCACACCGUGUCUGAAUAUCUAAUCUGAAUAGUAUAGUCUGAGUAUCUCCAUGGAGUAUUAUGUACAUGCAAACAAGCAUACUGCUGUGUACCCUCCUGUGCAGCCAUACACAAGUACUACUAAUCCUGUGACUUAGUGCUAUGUGAUUUUAUGGAGAUGUGAGUCCGUUUGGAGAAAGUGGGAACAAGUCUGAAUGCUUUUAUAAAUGUGCAACUUAGGAUAUAUUUUAUAGCUCUGUAUGUUAACUCGUAGAGCUCCGUUCAGAUUUUUUAUAUAUCAUACCACACUUAUGAAUUCUUUCAAAUCAAAGACCAAAAAAUCAAAAAAACAAAAAAACACAACCGCGAUGAUUGACCAGGCUGGAUGUAGCCACAAGAUAGAGAAAUGUGAUGGAUUUAGUUUUAUUUCAGUGUUAAGUAAAUGUCUUUUUUUUGUUUGUUUGUUUUUCUACAUUUCUUUUUUCUGUUGACAUAAUCUCAACGCUGGCAAGCGACUCCAGCCUCCCAUCAGGGUGGAAUACAAACUCUAUCAAUCAGCUGCAGCAACAGCUGCAUCUGACAAGUCCCUGUCCGACACCCUAAUGCCUUCCAACUGUCUGUGAAGACCCCUCCCUGUCUGCUGUUUAUCGCAGACCCCCACCCCACCUCAUCCAGCCAGUCCCAACCAACACUGCCCCUCCACUCCAGCUACACUCCCUGUCCUCAUUACUGCAUGAAGUUUUUAUCCCACAUCCCAUCUUUCAAGCCCGGCUGGCCUUGUGUGGACUCCACACACCUCUAAAACAAGUCAUACUGAUUGUGCCACAGGUGUGUCGUCAUCCUCGAGACGUGUUUUCCAGUAAUGUACAAUGUUCACACCUCCUGUCUUGUUUUGUUCAGCAUAUUGCCAGAUUUUCUUUAGAGGUUUAAUCACUUUUGUAUCUGAUGUGAGAUCUGCCAGGUAGUUUUUUACAAUCUGGAUGAACAGAAGCAUUCAGUGUCUUGAAUGCAAACUAAGUCCAUCAGCUACAAAUUAUACCAAUGUUUUUGCAUAUCAUCUCCUCGCACAUAGGUUUUUGAAACAUUCACUGCAGCCUGUUUUUUUUUUCUUUAUGUAUUUUUGUUUUGUUUUUUUGUUUUUCAAUUAUGUGCAUUGUUUAAAAUGGCAAUUAAAGUUAUAAAAAU
Molecule: messenger RNA, 2850 nt
Organism: Larimichthys crocea (large yellow croaker)
Lineage: Eukaryota; Metazoa; Chordata; Actinopteri; Sciaenidae
Product: ADP-ribosylation factor-like protein 15
Exons: 5
Coding region: 453-1031 (192 amino acids)
Molecular function (GO): GTP binding; GTPase activity
Source: RefSeq, a predicted model, not a curated record